AUGUUAAUAACUCUCAAGGGGGUUACCAAAGGCAGAAUUAUCAAGGAGGCUGUCAAAAUCAUACUCAGAAUCAAUGGAGACCUUAAUAGGGACAAGGGUCAGUCGACUGAACAAGGGAGUUCUAAGUUGGAGAACAUGCUUGAAAAGGUGCUAGCCAACCAAGACAAAGCAGAUAGAAUAUUGAAGGGGCUAAUAGAAACAGUGGGAUCUCACACGGCUUCCAUUCAGAAGCUCAAGUCGCAGAUGCGAGAUAUUUUCAGAGAACAACACCCUCCACAGAAGGGAGGACUUCUUAGUGAUACUAUUUCGAAUCUGAAGAAUGGGGGAGGUGGUGUAGACACUGUAUAUGCCAUCAGUACUCAGAGUGGUAAAAUACUUCAAAGUGCUGAAAAGAAGGUGAUAAAUCUCAAGCCAGUUGCUGAAGAAGAAGAGGCACAAUCUGAUGUGCCAACAAUUGUUGAUGAGGUCCAGACAGAAGUUCCUAUUGUUAAGCAAAUCCAUGAUGUUCCAGUAAGUUCUAAAAAGCAGGAGGGCAGCACUGACAUUAGUAAGUCAACGGUUAAAGGGGCUCUUCGUCCUUUGACUCAAUUAUUUAAAGCCACACCUCCCUUUCCUCAGAGGUUGGCAAAGAAAACGGAAGAUGAUAAAUGUCAGAGUUCUAUUAUAUCCACUACCAAUGUUCAGAAGAAGGAGGAUCCAGGGGCCUUUACUGUUCCAUGUUAUGUUGGUCAGCAUGAUUUUGCUCGCGCUUUAUGUGAUAAUGGGGCUAGCAUAAAUCUUAUGCCUCUUGCUAUCUAUAAGCAAUUGGGUUUGGGAAUGCCUAGACCUACCACUAUGCGAUUGCAGAUGGUUGAUAGAUCUAUUAAAAGGCCAGUUGCAGUUGUGGAUGAUGUGCUUGUUAGGGUUGGUGAAUUAUUUUGCCUGCUGAUUUUGUAA
This is a messenger RNA of Lycium barbarum (goji berry), 936 nucleotides long. RefSeq lists its product as uncharacterized. Bases 1 to 936 code for a protein of 311 amino acids. The record is from RefSeq and is a predicted model, not a curated record. Lineage: Eukaryota; Viridiplantae; Streptophyta; Magnoliopsida; Solanales; Solanaceae. The transcript is spliced from 3 exons.